Topomyia yanbarensis is the source of this 1486-nucleotide messenger RNA. RefSeq names its product ubiquitin-related modifier 1 homolog (gene Urm1). The transcript has 5 exons. Bases 776 to 1105 code for a protein of 109 amino acids. The record is from RefSeq and is a predicted model, not a curated record. Gene Ontology annotation, cellular component: nucleus; cytoplasm. Gene Ontology annotation, biological process: protein urmylation; tRNA thio-modification. Lineage: Eukaryota; Metazoa; Arthropoda; Insecta; Diptera; Culicidae. Gene Ontology annotation, molecular function: protein tag activity.
GUUGGAAUGGCACAUUCCGGAUCAGCGAUUAGCUCCUUUUGUUAGAACUAAAAGCGUUUUUUUCUGUUGUAUUUCUGUUCUUAGUUUCACGUGAAAGUUAAUUAUCGAUUGGAAAAAAGUAGAGCACCUGCGGCUAGCAUACAAUGUGUUCUUAGAUCAUCUGAAGCAAUUUGGCCAAUAACAUGUAAAACUCAAACUAAACCAGGACUGUUUUGGAGGAUAUUGGUCUAAAUAUAGAAUUAAAAAAUGUUUCGCGAUAUUUUGAUGUUAAUUUUUAUGAAGCACUGUAAUUACCGGCUCCUCUAAUGAUACAAUAAGAUGUGCUUACAUACUACACACUCGAAUUAGGAUACCGAAUCGACCCGAUAAAAGAUCCAUGGAGUAAAUUGUAAACAAUCCUAAAUUUAAAUACACGUCUUAUGGAUACGCGAACCAAACCGACACCGAUCGCGGCACGAUUCGACCGCAUCAUUGCGUAUAGCGAGAAAUAGAGAGAACACGAACUGUACCACCUUCGGCAAAACUCGUGAACGUGAUCGUGAAAACUUAAAAAGCACCUUAGCCACACUUUGAUCCACAGUCUUUCUCGAAACGUGCAAAGUGAUUCUUGGCCUCCUCGCAACAGACGAAGGGAGGAACCGGAUCGACGCGAGAAAAAUCAACCGUUGUUCAGUCAUCAUAUUAACAUUAUAUCAACAGUCCGUUUUUUUUCUGCUCUAUCACCCUGGCUGUCCUAGUGAAUCGUUACCGCAGCAGCAGCAGCAGCAACAACACCAUGGAUGAUUCGUUCGACGAGGAAGUGAUCUCGGCCGGCGCAACCAUCACGGUGGAGUUUAGCGGUGGCGCCGAGAUGCUGUUUGGCGGAGUAAAGGAACACGAGGUCCCAUUGGAUGGUUCGAAGAUUGUGCUACUUGAGGAAAUGCUUCGAUGGCUGCGAGACAAUUUAUUAACCGGCGAUCCUGCCCUGUUCCUCCAGGAUAACACCGUAAGGCCCGGCAUACUGGUGAUGAUAAACGACACCGAUUGGGAUCUCAUGGGUGAAACCGAUUACAUUCUGCAACCCGGGGAUCAUGUUCUGUUUAUUUCCACCCUUCAUGGAGGAUGAACAGUUUCAUCCGAUGCCGCGAUCUGUGAUAAAGGGUAAUUGUUUUGGUAAAGCUAUCGUUUAGCAAAAGAUGCCGGAGUGAGGUGCAGGAUGUGUUUUCGAAUGACAAAAAAACAAGCAACGGAGUGAACAAAAAGGGCGUUUAUGAGGUGUGACUAGAUGUUUCCUUACGCUGCAGUUCAUUAAUAUUGAAUGAGAGGGUAGUUUAUCUCAAUUUUGUUCUAUUUGUUUAAAAAUAGUCUUUUCCUUGUUAAGAAAUCAGUGCUACCACAUAGCCACAAACUAAAUUUAGCACAUCAGUAUCUUUUUAUAUAAAAAAGUGAAAUAUUCCCAAGGGGAGAAGAAAAAAAAUACAAGAUAUGUAACAAUUUCAAAUGAUAA